Columba livia (rock pigeon) is the source of this 12431-nucleotide messenger RNA. It is a transcript of the gene NEXMIF, whose product is annotated as neurite extension and migration factor. The transcript has 4 exons. The record is from RefSeq and is a predicted model, not a curated record. Gene Ontology annotation, biological process: negative regulation of cell-cell adhesion mediated by cadherin; negative regulation of neuron migration; negative regulation of cell adhesion mediated by integrin. Gene Ontology annotation, cellular component: nucleus. The coding region runs from base 322 to 4695 and encodes 1457 amino acids. Lineage: Eukaryota; Metazoa; Chordata; Aves; Columbiformes; Columbidae.
CGUCCACCUGCGCGCGCCGGGGCCCCGGGCGCAUGGAGCAGCGCUGAGCGCCGCAGCCGCCGACACCGACACCGCCUGGCGGGCGGGGGGACCCGCUGGCCCCGCGCCGCCGCCUCCUCCGCGGGCCCGGCGCUGAGUCUGCAUCGUCAUCAAAUACAACUCCUUUCAUUCUCCUCUUCCAUUCACCUACCCAAAGACCAAACCUGGAAAUAGUAACCAAAAGAGAAGCCCACGUCAUACACAAAGCAGGGAAAGGUUGAAAUAAUUUAAGGGUUGGCCAGAUGCAGUGGGGCAUGGAGUGAACAGAAAGAGGUUAAAUUGAUGGAUGACCAACAAGAUCAGGAUUGUGCCUCAGAAGACCAAGAAACUAUCCUGAUUAAUGGGGUGAAGGAAAAUGAAUCACACUCCCUGGACGGCGAUGAGAGGCCUUGCACCACCUCUGAGGCCGCGGUCACGUUCUCAGCCUUGACGACAGCUCCGAAGGAAAACCACGGGUGCCACCGGGCACUGCCACCCCUGACUUCCAAGAAGCCCUGCUUGCUGAGCCCCCCGUCGCCGCUGAGGCUCACAGAUGUACCCGAGCACGCCUCGGAUGACUCCUCCGCCCACGCCAUCUCCCUCACGUCCUGCGUGACAAAGGGCAUGAGCUCCUGGUCACUGCCGGGUGACUGCGAGAAGGCUCCCUUCACCAUGAUGGAGCCCGGGGGCAUGUCGGCGCUGACGGGCGACUGCUUGAUGCAGCCGAGCCGGACCUGUCUGGGCUGCUUUAUUGAAUCAAAGGACGGCAUUGAUGCAGAGCCGGGAAUAAGCUUGAAAGUGGGGGAUAUAAAUAGGGAUUAUGACACCUGUUCGGUCUCUGAUAUAGGGAUUCACUGCAUGAGCACAGGAGAAACCAUGAGAUAUGGGGAUCAACUGCUUUCAGACCAGCUUUUAAGCUUCCCUAUGCAUAAAUCGAGGGCAGCGGACAAAAGAGAUGCAGAAAAAUCUGACAGUGAUUCAGAGGACCCCACUCAGAAAAAUUAUUAUGAGGGAUUACUAUUAGACAAAUGCAAUGGUGAGGAACCUUUACUAACAAAUCCCAACCAGGAAUGGGGCUAUUUUGAAUCUUUCAUUAGUGAAAGUAAAAUUGAGCUGCUUGACCUCUGCUCCAAAAAUGAGCUUUCUGUAAAUCUGUUUUCUGAGGAAGACGUGGAUAAUUACAUGUUUGAUGAUGACGAUUCCACCUUGGGAAGUGAUGUCUGCUCCCUGAAGAUUAGAUAUGAAUCUUUCCAGGACAACGUGCGGGAGAAGACCACCACACUACAAGAGGACACCCAGUUCAACUUCUUCCCCAGCGUGUUCGGCAACUGCACCAAAAGAGACAGCAGGAGCACCCUGAAAAGGGGCCCCAGCGGUGCUGCUGACCCUUCUCAAUUCAAAUCUGAAGAAGGCAUCAUCUGGGGGGAGGAGGAGGAGGAUGGCGAGGAAGAGGACGGCGAGGAGGAGGAGAAAGCUGCCUUAAAUAAAUCUUGCAACAGUACAGAGAUGGUGCAGUAUGUGGGCUCCAAGAGGAGCCACUUCUUGGACUCGGUGAAUUCCACAGAGGACUCCGGGGAGUUCAGCGACGACAGCACUUGCACAGAGUCCUCCUACGACGUGCUGAGGGAUAUCAAGGACUGCAGCCGGUACCUGUCCCGGGACCACUCUGGCUCCUUCAUUCAGCAGAACUACGGGUUGCGGGCAAAGAGGAAAGUGCGAUACAGUGACGACUACCUGUACGAUGUGGACUCCAUCGAGAACGAGAAGAUCCUGGACAAGAAGGAGUGGCUCCCAGACGGGCCCAAGGAAGAGGAUGACGACGAGUGGUGCCCAAAGAAACGGCGAAAAGUCUCUCGCAAGGAGCCCCCCGUUAUCAUCAAGUACAUCAUCAUUAACAGGUUUAAAGGGGAGAAGCAUAUGCUGGUGAAGCUGAGCAAAGUGGAUGCCAACGAGACAACUGUUACCCUAAACGAGGAGCUGCUCAGCAAAUACGAGAAGCUGGCCCCACUCAAGGGCUUCUGGCAAGAGAGGCAGCAGAGCCGGCUGGAUUUGCUCAGAUCGUCUCUCUACCACAAGCAGAAUUUCUAUAUUAACGGCUCAGAUGUUUCGUUCCUCCCUCACCCACGGAAGCGAAAAUGCAAGCUAGCAAACAGGCACCGGAUUCAAAGAAUUAAAGCCAUCGAGCAAUCAGUGAACAAGCUGGGCUCUUGCUCGUCUGAUCACAAGCAGCCUUGCAGCAGUAAAGAGGACGCGGGCCUGAAAGGGCUGCCAGCGUUAGCCAUCGCCACCCCCAGCUGUGCCAACGGAUUACACGUAAAUGACAUCACAGGCAUUGCCGCCGUGAAAUGCAAAUCGCAGGAACGGGAGCACAAGGGGACGGAGAGGAAAGUGCUCCGCAGAAUCAAAUUCAAAAGUGAAGCCAGGUUGAAGUGCAAGAAGAUCAAAGCUGCUACCAGUGCGGCGGAGGGCUCCCCGUUGCUGGAAAACCAGGACUCUGCAGCGCGUCUGAAGGACGAAAACGUUCCUUGUGCUUCAGACAGCUCCCAUCUCCCGGAGUGCCAUGAGGAUAAGGUUGCUAAAAAUUCUCCUUUCCUACCAUCCACCUCCUCUUCAGACAAGCCUCUGCCAUCUGCUAAUAUCACCACCAAUGUACCCCUGAUCCCCGGAGGGUAUCUGCAGACAUUGUUAGAUGCUUCUGAUUUGUCGAGCAACACCGGUAUCUCAUACUUCGCCCAGCACCCCUCCGAGCAGCAGCAGCACCCGCUCCCCAGCAUUGUCCCGGCGGAAAAGCCCUUCCCGGCUCUGCAGCCGGCGCAGAGCUGCGUCCUCUCCCCACCCUCCGAGUCGGAGCUGCAGCAGUCGCCUGGCCACCUGGAGAUGGAGCAGAGCAGCUUCGGUAGCAUGUGGCCGGCCAGCAAGGCUGCCGGUGGCAACCGCCAAGACUUCCCCGGUGACAUGCGGGAGGCGGCUGGGCUGCCGAGUGAGUAUGGCGGUGCCACGGCUGCAGACGGUCUCCCCGCCUCUGGAUACACUCAAGUCAAUCUGAAUAGCAGCAAAUUGCUAUACCAAAAAAAUUACAUGCCGGAUAGCCAACAAGUGCAGUCUGAUGAUUCUUAUCAGUCAUGUCAUUUUAAUAAUGGAGAGGGGCGCUUUCAUUUCCAGCGAGGUACACUAAGUACAGAUGAUGGCAGGCUCAUUAGUUUUGAUUCAGUGGGUUCAUUGUCAGUUAGUUCUAGCAAUUACAGUUCUUUAAGUUUAAAGUCUUGUGAAAAGGAUGGCGAGGAUGAUAUUAAUGAUGACUUCUUGGCCCACUGCAGUCCCAAGCUAGUGAUCCAGCAGAGCAUAGAUGAAAUCACCCCUUUGAAGGAGUCCACGGACCUUUUAGACAUUUCCAACUUCACGCCUGAUAAGUUCCGCCAGUCAUCGCUUUCGGAGAUGUCCCCUCCGGACACUCCCAACCUGUCCCCACAGAUCGCUGGCUCUGACACCAAGCCCCUGGGCACCCUGAAGGGCUUUCAGGAGAACCCUCAGGCCACCCUCAACAGCUCCGAGAAGGUCAAGUGGAACUGCGGGGUCCUGCAGACCGAGGAGCAGGCAGAUAAUGGGUUUGCUUUAAAUAAUCACCAAUUCCAGUUCCAUAUGUUCAACGAUGAAGAUUCUGUCAGCCUUCUCGAAAAGAGUCCAUGCUUGUCAACAUUUAAUGAGCCAUCUGGUCAAAUUAGCACCAAUAGCAAAGUGUCAAAAUCAAAGAGGAAAAGUUCAUCCAGCAAGAAUGUGGGUACAAACCAAAGCUCUUCCCAGAAACCCACACGGAAAAAAUCGCCCAAAACCAACAAAGGAAUCGAUAAGCCGCAAGGGAAAAACUCCAGGCAGGCGCCCAAAUCUGCCAGGAAAGGGAAAAACGCGGUGGGAGUCAACGGCGAGAAGGCUCCCGUGGUCGGUGGCAGGGUGGUCAGCCAGUUGAGCAAUGCGGUCACCGCCACCAAGGGCCUCGCCGAGAGCACCCAGCACUGCAGCCCGGCCGGGGUGAAGCUGGGCAAGCACAACGGGCUCUCCGGAGAGUGGGCGCUGGGCAAAGAGGGGGGCACGGGCUGGUCGGAAGCCAGCCUGGGCAAUGCCACCAGCCUCCUGGACGACGAUCAGAGGGAGUUCGAGGAACCUUCCAACAUCCUGUCCAACAUCGCGUCGGGAAUGGCAGAUGUCCAGAGGUUUAUGAUGGCCUCCAUCGAGCCCUUGUGGGGCCCUGUUGGCCACAACAGCGUUCCAGACAUAUUCCGGUCACCAGAAUCCAACAGCCUGAAACUGAAAACUCUUAAAAUUUUGGCAGGGACGUCCCAAGAGGCGAAGAAGAAGGCGAACGGCGGCUCGCCGGGGACGGCGAAGAACCACAAGUCGAACAACAAGGGCUCGAGCAAAAACAGCAAAGCCGCAACCUGCGACCCUGGUCGCCCCAACUGCUCGACCGGGUACGCCACGGACAUUCACGCUCCCUUUUUUGAUAAAAACUAUAGUAACCUGAGCACUUUAGGCAAUAACGGACCUACCCAUAAAAAACUCUACCGUCACAAAUCCAGUUCAAAAUCGCUGCGGGAUGAGAACUGUAAAAUAAAGCGAAUGGACCGCGAACAGCCCCACAAGGACCCCCCCGUGACAGCUGCUUUUGAGAAACUGAGGUAAUGCUGCACCAAACUGGCUGGAAUGCCCCUUAACCUCCCUCCCACCUGCUAAGCCCGCUGUUCCUCAGUUUUUCCUUCCUGAAAGCAAAAGUUGCAUGAGUACAAGACAUUCCCCUUUUACAGUUUUGGUUGGUUUGGGGGUUGUUUUUCGGUUUGGGUUUGUCUUUUUUUUCUUUUUUGUUUUUUUUUAAUGCAUGAAAACACUUAUAACUUGCAAGCUACCUAAAAGAAUGACCGAUUUUCUGGCUUGGCUGGGGUUAAAAAACUAACAAGGCUACUCUUUUCUGCUGUUUGGCUUCUUCAGUUUUUAAUUAUUUAUUGGGGGAAAAAAAAAAAAACAAACCACACCAUGAUUACACAGUUUUUAAUGAUUUUGACAAGGAAAGACUUUUUUUUUUUUUUUUGGAACGUUUUGUAAAAAAUAAACCACAAAAGAAAAAAAAAAAAAACAAAACAAACAAAAAGAGAUUAUGCAUCCAAAAGCCAAGAUCUCGAAACUUAAAGGCUCCUUACUUUGCAAAUGAGAACUCGUUCCUAAUUGAGCUUCACGUGGCAAUUUUGAGUGCUUUCUGGCCCCCUCUGCUGUUUUAUCUCCUAACCUGCAUCAUCUAAAGCUGCAUCUUCUGUGCCCGCCUGCCUUUAGCGCGUCGCUCCGUCGUGGUGACUCCAGACGAGCUAACUAAGAUGGCAUCAAAUGUUUGAUUUUUCUCCUGCAGGGAAUCAGACUUCAUUCUUCUUAAAGCAGAAACAACAUUUUUGGGUUUUCCUGUAUUUGAAGAAGAGACUCCCUUUUCUAGAAAGACGGUUGAUGUUUGUUUCUUUUCUUUUGUUCUUUAUCCUUUUUCUUUCUUUUUUUGGUUGGGGUUUUUGUUUCCCAUCGGUUCCUUUUCAAAAUCUGCCUUGUGCUAUGUUGAAAUGUAAGUGCUGAAAUGAAGAGUUUGAAAUUGUGGGAAUUUUAUUCUUUGAAAGCAAACCUAAUCUGGUAUUCUCUGUGAAAGACUGUUUUAAAAAGUCAUACUGUUGUACAGUAGUUUAUGCACUAUUACCCACAACAACAAAAAAUUGUGCCAAACUAUGAACAAGUGACUGUAUUGUAUAUAUUUUUACUUCUCUAUCAACAUUGGGUUGUGAGUGUUUCCUUCAGCUAUGCCUUUUGGUUUGACUAGAAACAUUCCAGUUGUUAAGUACUAACCACCCCCCCUUGAAAGCACCUGUAACUCACGAUGAAAAUGAUAUUGUUCACUUAUACAACUUACCAAAAGUUUUAUGGACAUGACUAAAAGUGUGCCAAAUUUACUUACCUCAUUUCAUGGAUUCACCCUGUGGUUUAAAGCUCAUAAAGGGAAAAAAAAAAAAAAGAAAAAAAAAUUUAAAAAAAAAAUGAAAAAAUAAUUAAAACAACAAAAAAAAAAAGGAACUUUGAAACCGAUGCUGGGAAAUGCUAAUGUCCUCUCUUUGAAACCAUGAGCAGAAAUCUUAAUGGUGUAAUGUUGAGUUUCGUUAUAGGAGAGAGCUGAAAUGGUGGAGGAGUUGAGAAAACCACUGACGGUAAGUUUGCCAGGAACUCAAGUGUCUGCAUCUAGAGACUACAGAACAGCUGCUUUUCAAGUGUCUGUUUUCUUAAAGCAAAACCUGUAGCUGAAGAUCAUUUGAAAUGCAAAGUUACAUUGCUAAUUCUUUGUAUCUCAGUUUUAUAUAUUUUAUAAGAACCUGGGAUAAAUUCUAAAAUAGUUAUAAAAACAGGACUAAUACAUUUCAUACAUUUCUUGCUAUUUACUUUUCCUUUGAGUAGUUUCUUAAACAUUUCCAAUGCUGAGCCUGUCAAAUUGCUCUCCUGUCAUAGCUUUGGUGUUUCCUAAAUGUCUAACCUUGCGAUGCCAAUAUAGUUUGAACUUUCAAAAGCGAAGUCCUUAGUUUUAAAUACAACUCUGAACCUUUUCUUUGAUUCAGUUUGUAAGAUAAGAAAAAACAAAUAAAUAAAUGGAGCUAUUUGUGAUCUCACUGAUCAGGGCCGGAUCAUACAUGCCUGGACUUUAUUAAGACAGCGCUAAGUAUUGAAUGCUAAAUGUAUUUUCUAAAGGCCUUAUUUGUAACCCUACUCACCACACCCUCGCCCUCCAAGAGAAUAACAAACCCAACGAAUAUCUAUUUUCCUUGUGCAACUGAGAGCCUGUGCAUUUUGCUGCUGAUUUCUCAUGAAACCUUGAUAUGCAAGAGCCCUGCUGACUGGGAGCUGUUGGGAGCAGAGGGGUAUGAGGCUUGGACACGGUUAUGCAAUAGCAAACAGUGAGGAAGAGGAGCCUUAAUAGCAGCGGGACAGAUCUCGUUCUCGACGCGGUGGUGAGCACAGAGGUGGCGUUUUGCAGUGGACAGGACUAGACUCGCGUUUCCUUACGAGCAGGUUUCUUUUUACUUACACGUCAGGCAGAACAGCAGAAUUGGUUUUGAGUUAGUUUAGUAAAAAAGCAGACUGAACACUUGAACUGGAGUUGCAGAGUGUCAAUUUAGAAUCAAAACAUUCUCAGCAUUUGCACAUCUUCAGGUAUAGCUUAGGCUCAGCUCUGCACUCCCGCAGAGAACAGCACGGUAAUUGCAUUGCAUUUUAUUUAACAGAUGAAAGAAGGAACUCUGGAAAAACAGUAAUUCAGAAAUCCAUCCUAUAAGUUCAUUUAUUCCAUGAUAAAAUGAAACGCUGGCAUUGCCUGGAGUGAGUUGCCCGUGCGUUGCAGCAGCAGGAUUGGGGUGCAGCAUCCCAGCCUGGCUCUGGCUGCGGGAGGGAGAUCCAGAAGAUGCUCAGGGUUUAUUUUGGAGAGGAGAGCUGCGCUAGGGCUCCAUCCCUGGGCGUCUGGCUUGCCUGCAGCCACUGUGCUCUCCCCUGUUUCCCCAGCAGCUGUCUUUUCUGUUCGUAGGGUCAUCAGAUACCACAAGCUCUGGUCACUGCUGUGGUGUUGGCAUACCCUAUUUUUUCAGCAUUCCCCACCUGUGCUGCAGGACGAGGGGCUGCUGCCUCCCUUCUUUCAGAUGUGCUUCAUUAUGCUUAAUAUUAUGAAUAUAGAACUCAAAAUACCUUGUAUGGAACCAGAUAGCAAUAUUUAUUGCAUUUGAGAAAUGUGCAAUAGGGCGUAAAGAUAAGGCAUAAAACCUAUUGACUAUUUUAUUAUAUGUUGGAAAUCCAUGAAUACCCAGCUAGGUGUUUCAGGACAGUGUUAAUCACAAAUACCAGCUGCCUUGUUGCUCUCUCUUUCAGUCCUUCUGUCGCUCUGAUUUUGUUGCCAUCUUCUGUGGUCAUCCCACAUCCUCCCCAAAAAUCUCUGACUGGGGAGAUGUUAGAGAGCCGGAUCCCUCACGGUCUGGCACUGGCCCAUCUCUGUGUCUGAAAAAGUGAUCUCUCUGCUGACAGACCCCAAAAUUUGGAAAUUGCCUUGAGCCAACUCCUCCCUUUUGAUCUUCAUAGAAUCAUAGAAUGGUUUGGGUUGGAAGGGACCUUCAAAUCUCAUCUAGUCCAACCCCCCUGCCAUGAGCAGGGACAUCUUCAUUCAGAUCAGGUUGCUCAGAGAGUCCUGUCCAGCCUGACCUGGGAUGUCUCCAGGGAUGGAGCAUCCAACACCUCUCUGAGCAAUUUGGGCCAGUGUUUCACCACCCUCAGUGUAAAAAAUUUCUUCCUUAAGUCCUUCUCUGCAGGGCUGCUCUCCAUUCCUUCAUCCACCAGCCUUUAUUGAUAGCGGAGGUUGCCCUGACCCAGGUGUAGGACCUUGCACUUGGCCUUGUUGAACGUCAUGAUGUUCUCAUGGACCCACUUCUCGAGCUUGUCCAGGUCCCUCUGGCUGGCAUCCCGUGCCUCAGAUGUGUCAACUGCACCACUCAGCUUGGUGUCAUCUGCAAACUUGCUGAGGGUGCACUGGAUCCCACUGUCUAUGUAAUUGAUGAAGAUAUUAAACAGUACUGGUCCCAGUACGGACCCCUGAGGGACAACACUUGUCACCUGUGUCCAUCCAGACAUUGUGCCGUUGACUGCUGCUCUCUGGAUGUGACCAUCCAACCAAUUCCUUAUCCACUGAACAGUCCAUCCAUCAAAUCUGUAUCUCACCAAUUUAGAGAGAAGGAUGUUGUGGGGGACCGUGUCAAAGGCUUUACAGAAGUCCAGAUAAACAAUAUCCAUAGCCCUUCCUUUGUCCACUGAUGUAGUUUCUCCAUUGUAGAAGGCCACUAGGUUGGUCAGGCAGGACUUGCCCUUGGUGAAGCUGUGCUGGCUGACCUGCAUCACCUCCCUGUCCUCCAUGUGCCUUAGCAGAGCUUCUAGGAGGAUCUGUUUCAUGAUCUUUCCAGGCACAGGGUGAGACUGAUGGGUUGACAGUUCCCAGGGUCCUCCUUUCUACCCUUUUUAAAAACAGGUGCAAUGUUGCCACCAGACUUCACCAGACUGCCAUGACUUCUCAGAUAUCAUGGAGAGUGGCUUGGCAACUACAUCAGCAAGUUCCCUCGGGACUCUGGGAUGCAUCUCAUCAGGUCCCAUGGACUUGUGUGUGUUCAGGUUCUGUAGGUGGUCAUGAACCAGAUCCUCACAAUGGGAGGGACUUUGCUCCCCCAGUCCCUGUUGUGCAGUUCAUUUUCCACUCAAGAUGUGUGGGAAGAGAGCUUGCCUAUGAAGAUGGAGGCAGUAAGUACCUCGGCCUUCUCCUUGUCUCGUUACCCGUUGCUGUCAGUCUUGCUCAUCAGGAGGGACAUGCUUUCUUUAACCUUCCUUUUCUGGUUGACAUACCUGUAGAGCCCUUCUUGUUAUUCUUUGCAUUUCCUUCUUGGCCUUUAGUUUGACCAGCAGGUCUUGACUCAGCCCUCCUCACCCGAUUUCUUACACCUGGGGAUCGAGAGCCCUUAUGCUCAAUGGAAAGCAUCCUUAAAGAUCUGCCAGCUCUGUUUUGCUCCUUAUCCCUGGAGGCAGUUUCCCAGGGGGUCCUGUUGACUGAUUCCAUGAAGAGCUGGAAUUUGGCUUUCCUAAAAUUCAUCCCACCUGCCUAUCGCUACCUCAAGGUUGUCAUCAGUCCCCACCUUUGCCUCAUGCCUUGCCAUACGAACUCACCUUUUCCACUUACCCUUCUUGUCAGUAUUGGUGAACUCUUUGUUUUCCACAGCGCUGCUCCCAGCUGUGGGAGGACCGGGACGUUGGUCCCAUCCAUCCCUGCCCACCAUCCACACACCUGCGGCUUCUUGCCCAUCCCCACAUUGGCUGCCACUCAGCUCAUCCCCUUGGCCAGUCCCCACACACUUCCAGCCUCCUCUUGCAUCUUCUCUUUGGGCUUCUGGCUGUUCGGGGUGACUAAUCCAAGCCACGCGGAAGACGUUUAUUCUGCAGCAUCCCUUAAAAUGUCCUUUCUGCUUUAUCUCGUUUCAGUCCUACCCUAGAGGCGCCCCACCGGGUGCCCUAUGAGAGGACUGGUGUCAGUGAUGCUGCUCUCCUAAGCUGCUCUGUGCUGACACACCGCGGUUUGGGCAAUUUAUAACCAGUAGCAAAAUUAGAAAGCAGAAAGCAGCUCCUUGCAAAGGUGGGUCACAAACUCUGUCCGAGAGGAGCACAACGUGGGGCAGUUCAGCGUGAACCCCUGGCUCUCAGCCCACUCUGGGCUGGGGGCAGGAGGUCCCUGCGGGCAGGGAAGCAGCAGCGCAGGUCUGCCAUGGUCUGGGGAAAGCAGCCGUUUCCCAGCGGUGACUGCAUCAUGCAGGGGACGUCUUGCAGAAAGAAACCCUACAGCCCACCCCAAUGGCCAUAGUUUUGCUGGAGGUACUUGCAUAUAGAGGUUUUGUAAAUAGAAAAAUAUCCAUGAUGGGGAUUCAAGUAAUUGUUUUUUUAAAAAACAAAAACUUACCAGGUUUACAUCUUGCUUUUCGUUUUAUAAGCCUAAGAGGGUUUUAUUUAAAAAAAAUGGCUCAAGAACAAUGAUUUACGGACCAGAUCUAGGCAGGCGUUGCGGGAGGAGGAGGACGCAGGGCUGUCCCUCGCUGGCACUGCACUGUCCUGCCAAGGCCAGGUCUGAGCAGAGACAAAAAGCCAAGGCUUGCUUUUUAAAUAGUCAGGAUCGCUGUUAUUUUCUUUUCAGCAUUAAAGCUCGAAUGAGCCAUAACCAAAAUAAAGAUGUUUUAAGCAUUUUCAUCCUUCACCUGCUGGACCAUAUUCCUCUUUCCCUAAGGUCCCAAUCUAGCAAAGCACUUGGGUGGGAGCUUGUCCCCCGGCUCCUGCUCACCCGGAUGGCAGCCGGCCAUUGGCGUUAAGUCACAAGAAAAACUCCUUUUGAAGUCAGUGUAGGUGAGAAGGGGAUCAGGUGCGUGGGCUUCAGUUGGUGCAGGAUUAGGCCCUCGGUCUUAACUUUCUCAACUUGGUGUGUUGGACUUUGCCUGUGCAGCUCCCGGGGGGUCCAGUGGAAGUUGCGUGGUUCAAGCCGCUGAUAUCUGUGUGAGAAUGUGCCUCUUUAUCUCUUCAGCGUGUGAAAUAAUGCAAAAAAAAGAAAAAAAAUAAAGAAAAAAAAGAAAAAAAAAAAGAAAAAUAUAUAAAAUAAAUGAAGUACAAUGUCUGUGGUAGAAGCAAGGCUUUUCAAAUCUGUUUCUCAGGUAAACAAGUGACACUAAUGACAGUGGAGUAACAGCCAUCUAAGGGAAUUGGGAUCUAAAGCAGGAGGAUGCCCUCCAUCUCGCAGGACGCUUGGGUUGCCAGACACGUUUACUGAGCCUUUGAACACUUGGUGCAAAAGGAAACGAGAAAUAAAAUUGGUAUUCGCCACUACCCUUCGCUAGAUAGACAAACGUCCAUUUCAAAAGCACAAAGGGAAGACUUACCACAGAACCUAACCCACACACACCCACCCACCCACCCAGGAAAGGUACCAGUGAAACUCCUUUUGUCUCUUCACUCCCAGUGGGAAGCAGGGUAGAAAUCCAAGGAGCUGCUCUGUUCUGCCGCCCCGGCCGGGGCGUUUCGACUGCUGCCUCCAGAGAUGUGAAUGUACUGCUCCUUGAGUUCCCUUCCAUAGAACUAGAGGCACCUCGUUAGGAAGUUGCUCCUGUUUUAUGGUGCUAAAGAAAACUUUUAUUCCCCCCUCCCCCACCUCGAGCAUUUAAGAACUAUUAAAUGGCCCUUUUUAUGAAUGUAACAUAUCCAUUUCUGUUCCACAUUUUACACUGCGAUUUUAACAUGUUUGGAAAUGAUUUGCCUUUUUUCUUUUAGAAUAAGCUUUAUAAAUAUUCUGUAGAGUCAAUUGAAGUAUAAUUCUUAAGGAUCACUCUAAGACGCCUACAAAAUCUUGUAUAUUUUUAAGUGUGCCAAUUUGUAAAAUAUUUUGUAAGUGUAUAUUUUUCUUAGAAAAGUGCUGUGAAGUGUUUGUAUGUGUGAGGUUUCCCUUUUUUUGCACCUUCGGGUGUUAAUAAAAGGAUGUAUACUUAAAAGUUUCUGGUUUUAAAAACCAAAAUACAAAGAAAAAAAUUAAACUUUUGUUGGGAAUUUUGUAAUAAAAAGAGAUGUUGUGAAAGAGUGUAGUGAUAUUGUGUAAAGGAAACUGGAAAAUUUGUGAGCGCUUUGCUGUUUUAUAGAUCCUCUUGUAAAUUAUUCUUGUAAUAUUUUGGGUUUUGUUGUUCUUGUUGCAAAGGUUUUAAAUAUUUGUGACUGACUCUGUAUGGUGAAAAUGUCAUAUUGUUAACUUGCUGAGUUUUGUUAUAUUGUUUAUGGAAUAAAUAAAAAAAUUUAAAAUCUCA